Aphanomyces astaci is the source of this 1345-nucleotide messenger RNA. RefSeq lists its product as hypothetical. NCBI's taxonomy places the organism in Eukaryota, Oomycota, Saprolegniomycetes, Saprolegniales, Verrucalvaceae. The record is from RefSeq and is a predicted model, not a curated record. The transcript has a single exon. The coding region runs from base 55 to 1242 and encodes 395 amino acids. Gene Ontology annotation, molecular function: FMN binding; oxidoreductase activity.
CCUGCCCUGUGCCGCCGACGCAAGUCUGCGUUUACUUUUGAAUUCACGCCCAUCAUGGCAACCGCAGCUCCCGCACUUUUCGAACCUCUCCAAGUCGGCGCCGUGACACUCCGCCACCGUGUCGUCCUCGCGCCUCUGACGCGUUACCGCGCUAGCGCCGUGGAAGGCGACGACGAGAGCAUUGCCACGGACAUCAUGGCGACAUACUACGGCCAGCGCGCGUCUCCCGGCGGUUUGCUCAUCUCCGAGGCGUCUCCGAUCUCUCCCGAAGGCCGACCGAACAUCCUGGCACCGUCCAUCUACACCCCGUUGCACGCGGCUCGAUGGAAGCCCGUGACCGACGCGGUGCACGCCAAGGGCGGAUUCAUCUUCCUCCAAAUGUGGCACGUAGGUGCAUGGUCUCACUCUGGUUUUGACGUGAAGGGCCGCCCGCCGGCGUCGUCGGCCGAGUUCGACAUGGAGCCUGGCACGGGUCGGUUCAACACCCGCGACGGACUAAAGCCGCGCGACCCCAAGACGCGCAUGUUGAGUACCGACGAGAUCGCGGAACUCAUUCAGCAGUACGUGCGUGCGGCCAAGCUGUCCAUCGAAGCAGGUUUCGACGGGGUGGAGAUUCACGGCGCCAACAGUUACCUCCUUGACCAGUUCAUCAGCGACCACAUCAACACCCAGCGCACCGACCAAUACGGCGGCUCGUUGGAAAACCGCCUCCGCCUGCCAGUGGAGAUCGCAACCGCCGUCGCCGCCGCCAUCGGCGCCGACCGCACCGGCAUCCGCUUCAGUCCGUACGUGAGCAUCCAGGGCAAGCAAGACAGCGACCCGAUCAAUACAUGGACCACGCUACUCAAGAAGCUCAAUCCACUCAACCUGGCGUACGUCCACUUGGUGGAGCCCCGGAUCCCCGGAAGCUGGGACCGCGUGCCCAACCCCGAGGAGCUCAACUUGAGGCCCUUUCGCGAAGCCUACGACGGCGUCCUGAUCGUCGCGGGCGGGCACUCCGCGGCCACGGCGGAGGCGGCCGUCAAGCGUGGCGACGCCGACCUCGUCGCGUUUGGCCGCGACUUUAUCUCCAACCCAGACCUGCCCAGCCGCAUCGAGCACGGCCACCCGUUCACGCCCUACGACCGCACGACGUUUUACACCCCCGGCGAGGUCGGCUACACCGACUACAAGACGUGGGAACAGCUCCAGUCGGAUAAGCACGACACGGCUGCUGACACGAGCGACGUGCCGGCCCCUUAACCCUAUGUGUGAAUCCAUGUUGUCGAGGUAGUAGUACUGUACGCGGUACAGUAACGUUUACACUGUAAAGUUCAAGUACAAAUCGCAUGCGAUUUACCCUGGC